Messenger RNA from Cuscuta campestris, 1280 nucleotides. NCBI's taxonomy places the organism in Eukaryota, Viridiplantae, Streptophyta, Magnoliopsida, Solanales, Convolvulaceae. The record is from the annotation of a GenBank genome assembly.
CAUUGACGGGCCUAGUUAUUAUUGUGUGAUUUGUUAGAUUUUAGGCUAUGUCCGGUUCCCGGUCGGACCCGCCGGUUCGGUCCUGAAACACGGUCUAGCUCACAAAUUGUUUGGUUUCGGUGGUAGAAUAGCAGAGAGAGGGGAGGGUGCCGUUUGCAAUAGGGCGGGGGGAGGAAGGGUGCGACGUAUACACGGGGCGGUGGGUCCGGGACGAGGAAUCUCGACCGCUGUACGAGGAAUCCGACUGCCCCUAUCUUCUUCCUCAGCAAACAUGCGCCGCCCAUGGCCGCCCCGACAAAGAUUACCUCUACUGGAAAUGGAAACCCCAUGGCUGCUCCCUACCGAGGAGACUCAUUAAGCAGAGGCCAUUACUCUUCCAUGCUUUGCCUUCUUCAGAAAACCAUUCCCCACAAUGCCAAAUCCCUUGAACAAGUUGGGCAAAAAACUGUUUUUACAGCCAAGGAGUACAAUGCGACGAUAGAAUUCUAUUGGAUGCCAUUGCUUUUGGAGUCGAACGCAGACAAUCCGGGGAAGCAUAGAGUGGAUGAUAGAAUUGUAAGGGUGGGUUCAAUUCAUAAGCAUGCACAACAUUGGAAGGGUGUCCAUAUUUUGGUUCUCCACUCUUAUCUUUGGUGGUUCAAAGAUGAAUACUUCAAAAUUUUAAAAGGAGGAUCGUUUGAGGAUGAAGUAAAAGACGUAGAGGAAGUGCUCUCGAAAGACGCGUAUCGUAUGGGUUUGCAGAGCAUGUUGGAAUGGGUGAAGAAGAACGUCGAUCUGACCGAAACAAGAGUGUUUUUCACCGGCAUGUCGCCGACUCAUGGAAGGAGUGUUGAAUGGGGCGGGGAGCGGAAUGGCAGCUGUUACAACGAAACGAGCAUGGUACACGACCUAAAUUAUGAAGGGCCAAAGUCGUGGAAAAAGACGGAAAGAUGGACACACAUCUAUAUACAAGAAACAAUGGGGGCCUUUGAGUCAAGAACAACUUGCCAAUCCUGGGCAUUGUGGACAUCAGUAAUUGGAGCUUCUUUUGCUUACUCCACCGCAAAAACCCCUCUCAAACCCAGUCUUCGCCUCAUACAUGCAAGAAUGCAUGCUCAGGCAUUAACAUUGGCAGCGAUCUCCGGCGCGGCGGUCUACCACCAUUUCCAGAAUCGCGGCGGUGACAAUCCGACACGCAGCGGCGAUUGAUACUGUGCAUAUAUGUUACUUCCGUUUACAACAACUUUUAUUCCCUACUCUACAAAAAAAAGUCCCAAAUGUAACGAGCUGAACUGAGCUGA